This is a messenger RNA of Vigna radiata var. radiata (mung bean), 1168 nucleotides long. Its product is annotated as rRNA-processing protein FCF1 homolog. NCBI's taxonomy places the organism in Eukaryota, Viridiplantae, Streptophyta, Magnoliopsida, Fabales, Fabaceae. The transcript has 10 exons. The record is from RefSeq and is a predicted model, not a curated record. The coding region runs from base 193 to 789 and encodes 198 amino acids. Gene Ontology annotation, cellular component: nucleolus; small-subunit processome.
UUUAUGGAAAAACCCUUCUGGUUAAUCUAUCCAUCUAUACGAAUACUACACCCAGGAACAAUUUUCCAUCUUCCACAACCCUGUGCCGCCAUUCUAUUCGAAACCUUGUCGGCGAACCUGCGCGCUCUCAAUCUCUCACGCGCCGUUUCUCGCUAACACAGGGCUUUGAAUAAUCUAGCCCUUUCUCUGAUAAUGGGUAAAGCUAAAAAGGGUCCAAAGUUUGCUGUUAGGAAGAAGAUCGUCACUUCCAAAACAAUAAAAAGUUACAAAGAAGAGGUUUUGAACCCAGAAAAAAAGAAUAUUGUGAAGGAAAAGUUACCCAGAAACAUUCCAAGUCAUUCUUCGGCACUUUUCUUUCAAUACAAUACUGCCCUGGGACCUCCUUACCGGGUUUUAGUGGAUACCAACUUCAUCAAUUUCUCAAUCCAGAAUAAAUUGGAUCUGGAGAAAGGGAUGAUGGACUGCUUGUAUGCAAAAUGCACUCCUUGUAUUACAGACUGUGUGAUGGCAGAACUUGAGAAGUUAGGCCAAAAAUAUCGCGUAGCUCUAAGGAUUGCCAAGGAUCCUCGAUUUGAGAGAAUACUAUGUACUCAUAAAGGGACGUAUGCUGACGACUGCCUUGUUGAGAGAGUUACUCAGCACAAGUGCUACAUUGUUGCAACAUGUGAUCGAGACUUGAAGAGGAGAAUUCGGAAGAUUCCCGGUGUUCCAAUAAUGUACAUCACCAAACACAGAUAUUCAAUUGAGCGGUUGCCAGAAGCAACAAUGGGUGGCGCACCAAGAAUUUGAUGCAGUCAAACCAAAACUGGUAAAACUUGUUAUACCAAAAGUAUGGACUCCAAGAAGUAUGAAAUCCUGCUACAGUACCUGUAUGCUUGGUCUUUUUGCUGGCUGGAAUUAAUUCUACCGGAAGCUUGAGAAUGAACAAAAAGCAACUCUUCAAUGGGUUUUAUACCUGAUUUUUUCUUAGUCUAACUUAUAGGUGUAGAAUUGUUCAAGUUUUUGGUUUCCAAAUAUUGCCCAUCUAAUGUAUCAUGGUUAGCAGAAUUCUUGAAACGAUGUUUUUUUUAUUGCUAGAGAAGGACCUUAUUUUUCUUGAAUCUAAUAUGUAUUGGUUGAUCCUUCACAUGUCAGAAGACUGAAGCAGAAAGUAGAGAAUUCAAGACUA